Sinocyclocheilus grahami is the source of this 3782-nucleotide messenger RNA. Its product is annotated as caskin-2-like. The record is from RefSeq and is a predicted model, not a curated record. The transcript is spliced from 14 exons. NCBI's taxonomy places the organism in Eukaryota, Metazoa, Chordata, Actinopteri, Cypriniformes, Cyprinidae. Gene Ontology annotation, molecular function: protein binding. The annotation marks the transcript as partial.
GAGGCUGCCCUCUAUGGGAAAACGGAAGUAGUACAAUUAUUGCUUGAUGCUGGGAUUGAUGUGAACAUCCGCAACACCUACAAUCAAACAGCCCUGGACAUUGUGAACCAGUUCACCACUUCACAUGCCAGCAAAGAAAUCAAACAACUCCUUAGAAAUGGUGUAGGCUAUGAGAAGAUUGCCAAGAUCCUGAAACUGAGCUGCAGCACGGUCUUAGAGCAGCAUAUGGAUGGACGUUGGAAAGGACACAUCCAUGACUGUCAGAGAGGCACUGACCGUGUGGGAUUCUUCCCUCCCUCCAUCGUGGAGGUCAUUAGUCGCAGAUCAGGGGGUGUUCUCUCCCGGCAGGCCUCACUACCCAUCCAGAGACAUCACAUUCUGUCCAGAGCCCUGUCCUCACACAGUUCUCAUCACACCUCUCACACUGACGACUCCUACACCUUAUAUUCAUCCACCCGUCCUGUACUGACUCACCACAAUGGGCUGGAUCAGCACCCAGGUGCGAUUCCCGACAGUCCCAGUGCCCUGUGUAAGCCAGCUAGUCCCAAAGAGCCAGAGGAUAUUUGGGUCCUCAGGACCUCUCUUAAUGCAGGUGACAGGAACAGUGUGGGCAGUGCAGGCAGCAUGGGCAGCAGUCGCAGUGCAGGCAGUGGACAGAGCACUGAGGGAAACUUUCCACACAAUGGACCCAAUCAGUCACCUUCUGCUGUCCAGGACACCACCAAGGUGGGCUUCAGCAAUAGCAGAGUCCUUGACCAACAGAAAUGUGUGUGUGCUUUAGGUGCUCUUGGACGGAGGAUUCCACUGAGCAGCUCCAGACCUGGAGAACAACAUGUCAUACACCCACAGCAACUUCUGGAUGGCAAGGAUGCUGAGGCUAUUUACCAGUGGCUCUGUGAGUUUCAGCUUGAGCAGUACACAUCUAAUUUCCUCACAGCUGGCUAUGAUGUGCCCACAAUCAGCAGAAUGACCCCUGAGGAUCUCACUGCUAUUGGCGUUACAAAGCCUGGCCACCGCAAGAAGAUCUCCAUGGAGAUCGGCAACAUGAAUAUCCCAGAGUGGUUGCCAGAUUACAUUCCAUCUGAAAUUGGGAAAUGGCUCAGUGCUAUUGGGCUGCCACAAUACCAGAAAAAGCUAGCAGAGAAUGGAUAUGACUCAAUCAACAUAGUGCAGGAUAUCACAUGGGAGGAUCUACAGGAAAUUGGCAUCACUAAGCUGGGCCAUCAGAAGAAGCUGAUGCUUGCUGUUAAGAAGCUCAGUGACGUCCAGAAGGCACGUAAGAACCAGGCCGAGGGGCAGGCAUUGCUACAGCGCAGGAGAGCUCCUCCCACCCUCGAGCUGGUGGCCAUCGAGCAUAUCGACAGCUCCGAAUGCCCCUCAUCACCUCUAUCACCAAAGAUGCUCACCUUCCAGGACAGUGAGCUGAGCGUUGAGCUACAGAAUGCCAUGGCUCGCAGCGGACACGGUGCAGGCCAAGAUGGUUUCGUAAACAUGAGUGGAACAUCCAUGCGUCUUAGUCAAGAAAGCAUCGGUACACGGUCAGGAGGGUCAGGACGGUCGCAAGAACGUCCAAUGGCAUCGGUAACACCCAACAGCCGCUCACAAGAGAGCCUAGGCAGUAUGGACAACAGUCCCAGCAAGGAAUCUCAGGAUAGAAGCCAAAUAUCACCUGUAAAAAUGGCACCAGUGUUGCCGCUACAGCAUCAUCACCCCUCAUCUGGCAGUCCAGUAAGGACGCCACCCAUAACUACUAGUAAAAUAGCACGUUUCGCAUAUCCACCCGUCCUCACCAAACCUAGACCGGUGGUUUCUCCCUCUCAGCCCCAUCAUGGAUCACCUCAUCAGAGGGGCUUCAACUACCUGCAGCAUCAAAACUGCUAUGCCAACAUGGGAAGCCCAAGUCCAAUCAGAGCCCCGCAGCCAAACGGGGACCCAUCCCGGUCCAAAAAGCGCACUCAGAGUCUUUCACGCUAUGCUAUGUCGGAUGGAGAGAAUGAAGAAGAUGACAUCUCAGCCCCUAUGACAACAACCACCAAUGUGGCGUCUUAUGCCACACUCACUCGCAAGCCCGGCCGCAGCCAACCCUCUUACAGUUCCAGUGAGCGCCAAGUGGGCCGCAGUCAUUCCUUCGCCAUACGUGCCAAGAGGAAAGGUCCUCCUCCUCCCCCUCCAAAGCGACUAAGCUCUGCCCCAAGUGGGGCAACUACAAGUGGGGUUGAAAUGGAGAGUGCAGGAAGUGUCAGAAGCAUUGCAGCCAGGCUGGAGAACAAUACAGGAAGCCCCAACAAGGCAUGUAACAGCCUUGUUUUUAAAGCCAUGUCCCCAGCCAUCUCGCCAAAAAAUAUGGAAAACCGUAGGAGGACCACUAGUGAAUCUUCAACGUAUGAAACGAAGCAUGGUGGAGAAAAUCCUGCUGGUAAAAACCUCAGCCCUCUGAGGAACCAACAAAGUUCAACAUCAUCACAGGAGAGCAUACCUUUCGCAGAAGAGGGCAAAGUUACCAUCAAACAAAGGACCAAAAUAGCAUCCGCUAAGAUAGAGUCUGAGGCUGCUGUUGAAAUUCUGAAGUCGGUGCAAUCUAUCAAAUCAUCCCUAGAGGUGCCUGAGUUUAACUUAAAGGAAUCAGACACAGUCAAAAGGAGACACAAGCCAAAAGAACUGCAGAUGAAAGGUCAGGGCAGCAGCAUGCAAAUAGGAAAUGAGAGGGCCGCUGAGACCGAGAUGGUCUCGCAAUGCAUGCAGAAUGGUGGAUUGACAAAAAAUCCUUAUAAAUCUAGUCUCUCUCCGAAACCAGGAUCUCCACAUAAACCUCCCACCCCUUCUAAGCCCACACGCCAUUCUUCUGCAGCAAACUCAGGAGUGACAGUCAGUGUCGUACAGAGCGUGGCCUUUGCCGUCUCACCUCCCUGUAGUCCUCUGGCUCGCUGUCCACCAAACAAAGCAGCUCAAGGUCAGUCUGUACUGGCAGGAAAGCCACAGGCUGUGACGGAAGGCCAGAGCGUGCUGGUCCACAAACGGCUUGAGCAAACCAGCACGUCUCUCGAGGCAGCACUUAAAGUUGUGGAGAGGAAGUUGGCUCAGGAAGAUCCAGCAGACAGGGGCAUUAACACAGUGAAGUCAGCCGGGAACAUUCUUGAUGAUAUAGGGAACAUGUUCGAUGAUCUUGCUGACCAGCUGGAAGCCAUGUUGGAUUGACCUACUGUAAUUCCUACAGGUAUAACCUUCGUGUGGGGCCUUCACAUGGGAGCAUCUGGAUGUUUCAGACAUGCAGUGUCUAACUUCUCACACCUUGUUUACGCACUUCAUUUAAUAUACCAGUUUUAAUGGACCGCAGUGCGUCUGUUGGCUGGAUCGUGCCUCAAAUUUCCGAAAGAUCCACUUGAGAACUUCAACAUAUCUUUUACCAAACUAUUGCUUUCUGCAUCUUCAUCUCGCUCGGACAGGACGUAUCUGCAGUAAAUAUUGCAGAAUGUAAGCACUUACGGUUCAGAUCUACUGUACUAAAGCUCUUUCAACAGAGAUGCUUUAAUUUCCUGUUGUGCUCACAGUUGGCCUCUAGCAAAUGGAUAUACGGUGUAAAAUCAAAGUGAGAUACAACCUGAACUCGGUUUCAAGUGCUCUGAGAUUCAUCACUCUUCAGUUUUGUUUUCUGUAGACUGAAAGAUCCUGUUCAAAAGCAAUAAUACAGCUGAUCAAAAACAUAACCAAGAAAAUGCUUGAUUUAUUAAUGACCCAAACCUCAUGGACCAAGUAUGUUUGACUGUACUGUAACUAUAACUAUU